AUGGCAGCCGCCGGCCGCUAUGUCUCCCAACUUCUCGGAGAUGCUACCGAAGUUCUCACCCGUCGUGGUUCGGUACCGUCCGAUCGCGACCAACAGAAUACUUAUUUCUCAGGAUGGUUUUCAGGACGUAGGAAAAGUGGAGAUGCUACGAGUCAUCUGCCGAGAAUGACCAAAAGUAUCACGAAUGCUGAAGAGACGAGGGCGAAAUCGAAGACGAAGUCGAAUAAACUUGGGACAUUCAAUGGAGUGUUUGUGCCGACGACGUUGAAUGUGCUUUCUAUUCUUAUGUUCUUGAGGUUUGGGUUUAUUCUUGGGCAAAGUGGCGUGCUGGGAAUGAUGGGAAUGUUGGGUGCUAGCUACCUUAUCAAUCUCGUUACGACUUUAUCGAUCUCUGCGAUUUCGACGAAUGGCACUGUUCGAGGCGGUGGCGCAUAUUAUCUGAUAUCUCGAAGUCUUGGACCGGAAUUUGGUGGUAGUAUUGGUAUUGUAUUCUACCUAGGAUACGUGCUAAAUACAGGCAUGAAUGCUGUUGGUCUGGUGGACUGUAUUAUGAACAACUAUGGGAUUCUUAUUCUUUGCACCACAAUCUGCCUCCUUGGAUCGAGCAUCUUUGCCAAAGCAUCGAAUCUUCUGUUGGUUAUUCUUCUUGCCGCAACCUACUCGAUUCCAAUCUCGACUCUGUUCAUGAAGCCAAUGUACGGUGAUCAUGGACUGUCAUACACUGGGCUUUCGUGGGAUACCUUCAGGGAAAAUUUGCUGCCGCAAUUUACUAGGGGGGCAGCCGGCAGCGAGUCACACCAGAAGGAGAAUUUUCAGAGCCUUUUUGGCAUCCUAUUUCCUGCGACCGGAGGAAUUUUUGCGGGCGCUUCGAUGAGUGGUGACCUUCGUAAACCCAACAAGUCGAUUCCUAAGGGCACACUCCAUGGCCUCUUGCUUACAUUCAUUACUUACACAUUCGUCGUCUUCUCAAUGGGAGCCAGCAUUAAACGCACAGCAUUAUACACAAACCUCAACAUCAUCCAAGACGUGAACGCUUCCGCCGUUCUCAUCUUUGCAGGAGAAUUUGCCACAUCCUUCUUCUCCGCUUUGUUAGGCGUCGUCGGAAGUGCAAAACUCCUGCAAGCACUUGCCAGGGACAACCUUAUCCCAGGCUUUGGGUUUUUCGCCCAAGGCACCGCAUCUACCGAUGAACCGAUUGUCGCUAUCAUUUUCACAUUCCUUGUAGCGCAACUCACACUUCUUGCGAAUAUCAACCAAAUCGCUUCAUUCGUUACAAUGACAUACCUCCUCACCUUUUUAGCCAUCAAUCUCGCUUGUUUCCUUUUGAAGGUCAGCGCGGCUCCGAACUUUCGACCGAGUUUCAAUUACUUCCGAUGGUGGACUGCAGCUAUAGGGACCGUUAUUAGCGGUAUUACAAUGUUCUUCGUCGAUGGGGUAUAUGCGAGUGUUUGUGUUCUGCUGCUGCUAUUCCUAUUCUUGUUGAUUCAUUAUACAUCACCGCCAAAAGCAUGGGGGGAUGUGAGUCAAAGUUUGAUUUACCACCAAGUACGGAAAUACUUGUUGCGGCUUAAACAAGAGAAUCAUAUCAAGUUUUGGAGACCGCAAUUGUUGCUAUUUGUGAAUGAUCCGAGACGGUCGUACAAACUAAUCCAGUUCUGCAACUCACUGAAAAAGGGAGGACUUUAUAUUCUGGCCCAUGUAAUUGUCACGCCGGAUUUUAGAGAGUCAUUCCCUGAAGCGAAGAAGCAACAACAAGCGUGGAUGAAAUACAUCGAUUUCGGGAAGUGCAAGGCUUUCGUACAAAUUGCGAUUAGUCCCACGAUUGAGUGGGGUAUGCGCAAUAUUGUUUUGGGCGCCGGUCUCGGGGGCAUGAGGCCCAACAUCGCCAUUAUGGGGAUGUACAAUCUGGACGAGUACCAGAAGCGACGGCCUUUGAUUGACCUUCCAGUUCCAGAUGCCGCCACAAAAGACGAUGUUGACGACACGAACGAAACCCGUGGGCAGCUCCCGACUGAUACCUGCAGGAUCGAGCAAGCUAUUUCUGUAACCUCUUGGGUCAACAUGCUCGAGGACAUGCUCAUGUCCCUCCAAAUCAAUGUUGCCCUCGCUAAAGGAUUCAAGCACUUACAGAUCCCCAAAGCUGGAGAGAAACCUAAGAAGAAGUAUAUCGACCUAUGGCCGAUUCAAAUGUCCGCGCAGAUCCCUAGCGAGGGAGGGACGACAAGUGCGUCGAAUUUCGAUACUUAUACAUUGAUAUUACAGCUUGGGUGUAUAUUGCAUACUGUUCCGGCCUGGAAGAAAGUUUACACAAUCCGAGUUAUCGUUUUUGUGGAGUACGAAAGUGACGUGGAGGAGGAAGCGGGACGUGUUAAAUCGCUGUUGGACAACCUACGGAUUAAAGCAGAGGUUGUGGUCUGCUGGCUGGCGAAGGGUGAUUUAAAAACCUACGAAACCAUUGUGAAUGGAAAACGAGAGAAGAAUGAACAAGUGGAAGAGGUGAUUGGAGGCCAGGAAUGGUGGAUUGAACUUCAACGUCGAAGAAGAGAGGCCGAGCACCUUCAGAGCGAAGAGGCGCUGAAUUCGCAGGUUGCAGAUUUGUUGAGGUCUGAGCAAUGGCCAGCUGGAACCUUUAUGCAGCAAGGAACUGCAGUGCCCGGUACUAAGAGUCAGAGAUUCCUAGAUGGCGUCAAGAAGUUUGUUAAGGGUAAAAGAAGGGGUAGGUCCCGAUCAGUGACGAGGUUGCAGGGCUUGGACGUUUCUUUGGGGACGAUGAAUAUGACGACUCAUUCAUUACAGCCCCACGUACUUUCCGAAACAGAGUCUGAGAGCGAUUCUUCGGAUUCUGAGUCCGACAGCUCGUCUAGCACCGAGUCUGCAGUUAGCAUGAACGACGUAGAAGACUAUGACGAUGAAGAUGAAGAGGAGGGACCAGAAAGUCGAAGGCGGAUAUCAGGAAGACGGCCGAACAAAUUUGAACGAUCGGAUCCUGUGUCGCGGAGAGUUAGUAUUGGCGGCGGUGUGCUUCUUAGUGCCCAAGAAAUUGCUCGGUUUGAUGCAAAGAGAAAAUCUACUGGUCGAAAAUUGGAAGGACUGCCGCCGGUACCGUCUAGAGCGGGUCCAUCAGGAGCUCGAACACCAGAUCGGACAUCAUUACGGCCAUCCAUUGAUCCUCCAGAUACUUCUUCUUCCUCCUUAGCAGCUGGCCCAAGCUCUGCUUCUACCACUGCUAUCGAUAGACUUACACCCGCAUCUGCAAUCGCGCCAUCGAAACGCCCGGGUCUAACACAGCGUACCAUGAGUUCAUCCGCCUUCAGUUCCCAAAAGAUUCCACACGCCCAAGUCAAUGAGCACGAAGACAGCGGACCAACGAUCAUGUUUGCAGACCAAGAGCCUCCCAGCCAUAAACGGGCGAGCGGAUAUCCCGCUGGCCAGGAUGUAUCACUCAGUUUCAACGACCUACCGAGUUUGGCGCAGUAUUUGAUAUUGAACGAAUUGGUGAGGAAGUUUAGCGACGAUACAGCAGUUGUGUUUACGACUUUACCUAGUCCGCUAGAGGGGACUUAUAAGAGUGAGGAGGCGUGUGUGGAGUAUAUUUCUGGAUUAGACGUGCUUUGUGAGAAUUUACCGCCGGUUUUGUUGAUCCACAGCAAUUCCAUGACGGUGACUAUGGCGUUGUAG
Molecule: messenger RNA, 3678 nt
Organism: Orbilia oligospora ATCC 24927
Lineage: Eukaryota; Fungi; Ascomycota; Orbiliomycetes; Orbiliales; Orbiliaceae
Exons: 7
Coding region: 1-3678 (1225 amino acids)
Biological process (GO): potassium ion import across plasma membrane; chloride transmembrane transport; potassium ion homeostasis
Cellular component (GO): membrane
Molecular function (GO): potassium:chloride symporter activity
Source: RefSeq, a predicted model, not a curated record